Actinia tenebrosa (Australian red waratah sea anemone) is the source of this 1764-nucleotide messenger RNA. RefSeq names its product LHFPL tetraspan subfamily member 6 protein. The record is from RefSeq and is a predicted model, not a curated record. NCBI's taxonomy places the organism in Eukaryota, Metazoa, Cnidaria, Anthozoa, Actiniaria, Actiniidae. Gene Ontology annotation, cellular component: membrane.
AUGAACUGGCUCCUCUCGACCUACUGUGUGUGUUGACUCGGUGGUAGCUGCUUAUUCUUACAAGGAAAUUGCCUAGAACUGCUUUAAGCUGUUGUUUUUAAGGUACCGUGCAUGUCGGAAGGCAUCUGUAAGUAGCCUUGUGAAUUAAAACCUCUGUUAAUUGAUAAAUUGACUCAACGCAGCACUUCAAGGUCAAAACAUAUCAUUAGCUCGAAAUUUACGGGCCAAAGGAUUUAACGCAAGCUGUAGUUGAAUUUAUACCUGCAUAAUCGUUGACCCACGAACUAUCAGAGACAUCGAAUUAAGAAUAAUAAUAUCGCUCUACAAAACAUUUUACUAACAUGACUUGUAAGUUAACCUCUGUUGGGGUUUUAUGGGCGCUUCUAUCGGUCCUGAGCGCUUUAAUGUGCUGUGCAGCGUAUUAUCUUCCCUACUGGAUCAAAGGGAUCAUGUUCAACACUACAGUUUAUUUUGGCGUCUUUAGACGAUGUAAUUACUUGGUAAAGGGUAAAGAUGGGAUGACUUAUGUGCAGCAUGGAUGUGGAAGGUAUGCUACGUUUAAUGAUAUUCCUUCAACGGCUUGGAGGGCUUGUACCGUGUUAAUUGGACUAGCCUGUGGUCUCUUGCUUCUCGUUUGCCUCACUGCUAUCAUCUCGUGUUGUGCAAAGGACAUCAUUACAAGAACCUCGGCMAAAGUUGCUGGAUUUAUUCAGUUUSUUGCAGCCUUUUUGCUGUCCAUCUCCUUGGCUGCCUACCCCUCAGGAUGGGGUCAUGCUGAAGUCAAACAAGCCUGCGGUAACAAUGCCGAUUCCUACAAGAUGGGUGAUUGUACCUUCAGCUGGGCAUUCUAUGUCAUGGUCUUUGGURCGUUCCUGACUUUUGUCUGUGUUGGAUUAUCUGUUAAAGCUGGUGAUCCUCCAUCAACUUCUCAGACGCCACGGCCGGGGAAUCACAUCACAGUGAAUUACUCGGUGUAGUAGUCACUGCACCGUCUCACUAGAUUGACUUGCUUGACAUUCCUGUUUGUCACAGGAUCAAUAUAUAUAGACUCAAACAAUACAAAGGUCAUUCCUUAUCAUCAUGUACUAACAAAUGAAUGUAAUAUUUAAAAGGUUAUUACUCRAACAUUUUCUGAUUAGCCCGAAAUCAGUAGCUAGCGGCGUGGCUGGAGGUGGCAUGAAAAGAAGCUCAAUGGAUACCCUUCAAAGAUCUUUCACUCGUAGCGACCGGCAUUAUCUUCCCGACUGAUGUCACAGGGGCGUAGCCAGGAUCUUCCGAAUGGUGGAGGYGCAAAUUCAAAAAUCCGCCAUUUUGUUGUCACGAGGGGGGUCCCCUGGCCCGCCCUGCCUACGCCCCUGAGCUAACCUUUGAUGUUUGUUACUGUCGAAACUGUUGAUGUUAACGGCGUUUCGCUUGAAUCGGGGAAAUCCGAUAUGUCCUCCCGUGGAACUAGCUUCUUUUUCAACCAUAACCAUUUAACCUUUUUUGAAGUCAGCUAAGCCUUUACUUGGUGGCGUAUGAACUUUCAAGUUUGGAGAUUUACAGCAAUCGAAGGCCUUUGUCAAAUAGCUUUACAAACAGCUUUAGUAAAAUGUGCACUAUGGUGAUGAACAGCUAAACUUUACUAAUGACGAAGAAUAMUAUCAGUUAAGUACAAAACGAGGCUUUAGCGAAAGAGAACGAGAUUAAAAGGUAGUCCAAACCCUUACUUGUAUCUGUACUUCCAUCUCAAGCUUGAACACGAAAACCGAGGGGAUAAAGAUA